CUCUUUUUUUAUAUAUAAUGAAAUUGUAUUCCAUCUUGGUUUUGCGUAAAGAUGCUGACAAGGCUAAAAUCCUUACUUCUCAAUUCGAUUUAUCCAGUUUUGGUUAUUUCCAGCGUGGCAGUGUUCAAGAGUUUAUGAAUUUCUCGGCAGCUACGAUUGCAGAACGCACACCUGCUGGUCAACGACAAAGCGUAGAGAGUGAAAAUAAUGUGGCUCAUGUGUAUACGCAUCCUCAAGGUAUCAGUGGCAUGAUUAUUAGUGAUAAAGACUACCCUUCUCGAGUAGCAUUUUCUUUAUUAAACAAGAUCAUGGAUGAAUUUCUUGUCAAGUUCCCUACAGACACAUGGAAAAAGGCAGAUACUUUGGACUACCCUGAAUUGGGAGAUUAUCUUGUCAAAUAUCAAGAUCCUCAACAAGCCGAUACCAUCAUGAAGGUUCAAAAAGAAUUGGACGAAACCACAGCUAUUUUGCAUAAAACCAUUGAUUCUGUACUUCAGCGUGGUGAAAAGCUUGAUUCUUUGGUGGAUCGAUCAGAGGCAUUAUCAAACCAAUCAAAAAUGUUUUACAAGACAGCCAAAAAGACGAAUUCAUGCUGCGUUGUCAUGUAAUUAAAUUAAAAAAAUUAAUCUUGAGGGGUACAAUCAGAAAUUAUUAGUUUAUAUAAAAUAAUAAUCGUGCACAAAUUAAAAACAUUUACGUUCAU
Mucor mucedo is the source of this 703-nucleotide messenger RNA. Its product is annotated as Longin-like domain-containing protein. The transcript has 5 exons. Gene Ontology annotation, biological process: endoplasmic reticulum to Golgi vesicle-mediated transport. Gene Ontology annotation, cellular component: membrane; Golgi apparatus. Gene Ontology annotation, molecular function: SNAP receptor activity. NCBI's taxonomy places the organism in Eukaryota, Fungi, Mucoromycota, Mucoromycetes, Mucorales, Mucoraceae. The record is from RefSeq and is a predicted model, not a curated record. Bases 18 to 608 code for a protein of 196 amino acids.